AGAAUCAAAACAGAGGAAGAACAGAACAUAAGAUUUGUCCUGUCUCCGACGACAAACCAGACCUGCGAGACACCCUUGAGAGUUAGAGCGAAAAUGGGUUUCUUCUCGUUUCUUGGGAGAGUUCUCUUCGCUUCUCUAUUCAUCCUCUCAGCUUGGCAAAUGUACAAUGACUUUGGAGCUGAUGGUGGUCCGGCAGCUAAAGAGUUGGCUCCAAAGCUUCAUCUGACCAAAUCACAUCUCUCUUCCAGAUUAGGAGUUACAUUCCCCGACAUUGAGGUGAAACAAGUGGUAUGGGCAAUUGUGGCUCUGAAAGGACUCGGUGGCUUACUCUUUGUUGUUGGCAACAUCUUUGGUGCCUAUCUUCUGGCUUUCUACUUGGUGGUUGUUAGUCCCAUCUUAUAUGAUUUCUACAACUAUGGACCCAAGGACCGCCAAUUCUCUCUUUUGUUGACUGAGUUCUUACAGAGUGUUGCGCUUCUGGGAGCACUGCUAUUCUUUAUCGGAAUGAAGAACUCUACGACGACUUCCUCCUCCAAGCAGAACAUAAACAAGAACCUGAAGAAGAGGACCCUCAAGCCUAAAGCUGCUUAAGAGUUCUUCUUUUCACUACCACACACACAUGAUUUAGAAUAGCUUGUGAUUUCUUCAAACAUUGUUCUUCGUUACAAGUUUUGCUUCUUUUUCUUCUGUAGAACUCUAGAAUUAGCCCCAUUUUGUUUUUUUUUGUUUUUUUUUAACUUUGGGCAUGCACUUCUUGGAUCAUACAAUUACUUCCUGUGAGUUUCAAAUUGGUUAAGCAGA
Messenger RNA from Eruca vesicaria subsp. sativa (arugula), 801 nucleotides. The record is from the annotation of a GenBank genome assembly. Lineage: Eukaryota; Viridiplantae; Streptophyta; Magnoliopsida; Brassicales; Brassicaceae.